AUGCCGGGGAAGAAGAAGAAGCUCAAGCUGGCUGGGAAAGCUCGAGCUGCGAGCUCCAAGAACCCUCCAAGCCGCAUUCAUGUAGAAGAGCGUCGUGCUAGAAAGCUGGAGCGUCGGAAGAAAGAGAAGAAGUCGUUGGCACAGAACUGGGCAGCUCCGGCACCGUCGCACCUCGUUGCCAAAUUGGAUCUGCCUAAGCUUAAGUCGAAGCAUCAGUCAUAUUUUGAGUUCGCCGACAAUCCCGAAAGAAAACAGAAGAAGCUCGAGUUUGAGAUCACGAAUAAGCCUCCACCACCUGGCUUCGCUUUCGUGCCCAUUGGAGAUCCGGUGUUGACCAAAGCAUGCAAAGAGCUUUCAAGAGAUAAAGAUGCUAUGAUAUUCAUCGUCUCGGGUCACAAGCAGGCUGAAGAGAACUCGAAAAUUGCCGAACACGUCCAUCGCACAGGAUACUACUUUCGUGAGACAAUUGUUGAGGAGGCCAAGGCAGUCGCUGGUGAAACGCUUAUUUCGAACUCGAAUAUCCCGCCCGGAACAGCAGAGCCAAUUCCUGAGCUUCAGGAGGAUAUAAAUAAGCAAGCAGAUGCGGCUAUACGAGAUCUUUUCCCGCGGAUACCCAAUCCUGAUCGAGUUAUGAUUAUCGAACAAUCAUUUCAAAAGGGCGCCCUGUUCCACGGUGAGCCAACUGUUGGACUCCAGCGCGACAUUCCGUUAUCUCGUCGGGUCCAACUCGCAGUUCUGGCUCAUAUUAGACAUACUCACACUAGAUACGAUAAACUCCUGCGAGAGACAUCCUGGAUGAAUGCAAGAAAGGCCGUUGAGCCGGUCUGCUUGGAUAUUCUCAUCAAAUGGCGUGGAGAUGAAGAGACUGGACGAGAUCAAAUGGACGAGAUCCUCCGCGAGGUCGUCAUUAUUACAGACUCCGAGGAUGACGGCAGCUCAGACGACGACAGUUCAGAGGAGGAAGGUGAAAUUACUUCAGCUAACUCUUCAGAAACAUCGUCUCCGCUGAGCUCCCAAGAUCAAUACAGAGUACCACUUCGCUCACCAAGAGAUCAGAGUACCUGUGCUACAGCUUUUAGUCUCGGGAGAACUAACUCAGACGCAAUAUCUUCUCGCACCAGGGCCAAAGAUACCAAGCAGAAGGAACAGCGCGGCUUCAAACGAUAUCAAGCAGCUUGGGAAGAUGCCUUGAACAGACGACAUGCCCUACGUAUCGACAAUAGAUCUCCAUAUGAUAUCGCUGACACUCGAAGACUACGAAUGAUGACCGCGCAACCAGCACCUUUACCCUAUCAUCCUACAGCGGAAGCUUCUCAAACUAAUCUUGCCUCCUCGCAGCAUUGGCCGCCUGGGUCACUUGGUGAGGUAAAUUUUUCUCACGCUCAACAGCCGGAUUGCUUCCAGGACUUUAAAUAUCCAAGCAGUUCCCGCACUGCUGGAUAUCAAUCUGCACCGCAUCCAUAUUGGACUGCAGGGAAUUCUCUACCCCAGAUAGUCGGUGAUCAACCGCCACAAGUUGUGACACGGUUGCCCCUAAAACAUGGCCUUCAAGACUUCCUUGUGCCUUCUAUUGAGGCGGCUUCGAGCGAUGUCUCGUCUCCCCGCAAAGAUGGGCGAAAUGGCCCUGGCGCCAAUGAUGGCUCUCGAGUGGUUGACCACAGAGCCCCGACACGUUCUCUCCGUCAAGUGAUUGUCAUCGAUGAUGACAGUCCUCAGGCAAAACGUCGUCGAUUGGUUCGGGAAGAUGAUGCUGGUAAUUCCAGGCACAUUCCACCUCUUGACUAUAUUGCCUACCCCUCAAAUUCUUAUCCUGAUGCUUUGACGUUGAAACCGAGAUCUUCUGUCCAAUCCGGUGCAUGGGAAUCCAGUUCCGUUUUUCGAAAUCUGAGAGCAUCGGCGCAGCCUACCCAAGGUAUGUCAAGGGAUACUCAGAGUUUCUAUACAGACCCAGCUACUGGAGAACAACUUCCCAUAUACGAUGCUCCAGAAUCUGGUCGUCUUGCAACGCAUCCAAAAUAUGUUGGAAGAACUGAUGGCGGAUCAUUUCCUCCUCGCAGAGAAGAUGAUUUUGAUAUGCGGCGAGUUGGUCAUAGCCGACCACCUUAUGAUCUCCAUCACCAAAGACCAGUAGACAUGCACAGUAGUAGUGACGUACCAGGUCCCAAUGUGCCGGGAGGUGUUCGUCAACCUGAACUUUACAACUCUAUAAACCAUGUGGCGUCGUCGUUCUCAGGAAUUUCUACAUCCUAUCAACCAUCUCGCUCGUAUGAACCGGGUCCUGUUUCGGUUGGGCCAAACCAGGCUUUCAUUCAAAGUUUUUCUCAAUCCAAUCUUGGUGGGUUCAGUUCAAAUGCAAGAUAUGGUCUCAAUGUCGCCCCUGUGAGGCCUCAGCAGAGAUCUAUUGGCCAAGGCAACUUUGAAAGCCAUCAGGAGAGUUCAGCGCGAGGAGCAUCUCCAGUCAGAUACAUGGAGAGACCAACGCAAUAUCGAGAACCACAGCAGCGGCCUGUUUACUCCCCUCUCUCCUCGGGCUUUCACGCUGCCGGAAUGGAUGAGCCAGAAGGCUACCCACCGGACAACCACCCAGGUUUCCUAGGAGAAGAGCCGAAAUAUCCUCGGACUAUCUCGGCAGGACGACAGAUAAUAUAUCUUGAGUGA
This is a messenger RNA of Drepanopeziza brunnea f. sp. 'multigermtubi' MB_m1, 2658 nucleotides long. RefSeq lists its product as uncharacterized. NCBI's taxonomy places the organism in Eukaryota, Fungi, Ascomycota, Leotiomycetes, Helotiales, Drepanopezizaceae. The record is from RefSeq and is a predicted model, not a curated record.